GCUUCCUGCUUCCCAGAGGCCGGGAUCCGGAGCCACCCGAGGCCUGUGCUGCAGCCCCCGGCGCCCACGACAUGUCCUUCCGCAAAGUGGUGCGGCAGAGCAAAUUCCGUCAUGUGUUUGGGCAGCCGGUCAAGAAUGACCAGUGCUAUGAAGACAUUCGAGUGUCCCGUGUUACCUGGGACAGCACCUUCUGUGCAGUAAACCCCAAGUUCCUGGCGGUGAUUGUGGAAGCCAGUGGUGGCGGUGCCUUCCUGGUGCUCCCCUUAAGCAAGACGGGCCGCAUUGACAAGGCAUACCCAACGGUGUGUGGGCACACAGGACCUGUGCUAGACAUCGACUGGUGUCCUCACAACGAUGAAGUCAUCGCCAGUGGCUCAGAGGACUGCUCGGUCAUGGUGUGGCAGAUCCCUGAGAAUGGGCUGACCUCCCCACUGACUGAGCCGGUGGUGGUGCUGGAGGGGCACACCAAGCGAGUGGGGAUUAUCACCUGGCACCCAACAGCCCGCAAUGUGCUGCUGAGUGCAGGCUGUGACAACGUGGUGCUCAUCUGGAACGUGGGCACAGCAGAGGAGCUGUACCGCCUGGACACCCUGCACCCAGAUCUCAUCUACAACAUCAGCUGGAACCGCAAUGGCAGCCUCUUUUGCUCCGCAUGCAAGGACAAGAGCGUGCGCAUCAUCGACCCCCGUCGGGGCACCCUGGUGGCAGAGCGAGAGAAGGCUCAUGAGGGAGCCCGGCCCAUGAGGGCCAUCUUCCUGGCAGAUGGCAAGGUGUUCACCACAGGCUUCAGCCGCAUGAGUGAGCGGCAGCUGGCGCUCUGGGACCCAGGAAACCUUGAGGAGCCCAUGGCCCUGCAGGAGCUGGACUCGAGCAACGGGGCCUUGCUGCCCUUCUACGACCCCGACACCAGUGUGGUCUACGUCUGUGGCAAGGGUGACUCCAGCAUCCGGUACUUUGAGGUCACAGAUGAGCCCCCCUACAUCCACUUCCUGAACACAUUCACCAGCAAGGAGCCCCAGAGGGGCAUGGGCAGCAUGCCCAAGAGAGGCUUGGAGGUCAGCAAGUGCGAGAUCGCCCGGUUCUACAAACUACAUGAACGCAAGUGUGAGCCCAUCAUCAUGACUGUGCCAAGAAAGUCGGACCUCUUCCAGGAUGAUCUUUACCCUGACACAGCCGGGCCUGAGGCAGCCUUGGAGGCAGAGGAAUGGGUGAGCGGGCAGGACGCUGAGCCCAUCCUCAUCUCUCUCCGGGAGGCCUAUGUGCCCAGCAAGCAGCGGGACCUGAAGGUCAGCAGGCGCAAUGUGUUAUCCGACAGCCGGCCCACUGCGGCCCCAGGCCCCACCCGCCUGGGGGCCCCUGCCAUGCCUGCUACCGUUGCUGACACCACCCCCAGCAGCAGCAUUGCCGGAGCUGGGGAGGCUGGAAAGUUAGAGGAGGUGGUACAGGAGCUGCAGGCGCUGAGGGCACUGGUCAAGGUGCAGGGGGAGCGCAUCAGCCGCCUGGAGUUGCAACUCGGCCGCCUGGAGAAUGGGGAUGCAUAGGCCACCGCCUAUGGACACAACCUCCACCUCCCCUCCUUCCUCUCAGUUUCUGCAGUGGGUCUUACUGGGCAGGCUGUUGAGUCUUCUGAGGCAGCUCUGGGGCCCCGUCACGCUCAACUUCCUUGGGGCUAGGCUAGAGCCACGCCUGGCUCACUUCAUCACUGGGAGGGUUUUUGUACCAAGGCGAGCUUUCUUGUCCUCUGAGGGACUGGACCAUCCCCCCACUCCUGCCUGCCUUCCAUUCCCUCCCCAGAAGAGGUGGGUGGGAUGGGCAUUGUAUUUUCAUUACAAAUAAAAUAAUCUUUCUAAAAGCCA
This is a messenger RNA of Otolemur garnettii (small-eared galago), 1856 nucleotides long. It is a transcript of the gene CORO1B, whose product is annotated as coronin 1B. The transcript is spliced from 11 exons. The record is from RefSeq and is a predicted model, not a curated record. Gene Ontology annotation, molecular function: actin filament binding. Bases 72 to 1541 code for a protein of 489 amino acids. NCBI's taxonomy places the organism in Eukaryota, Metazoa, Chordata, Mammalia, Primates, Galagidae. Gene Ontology annotation, biological process: cell migration; actin filament organization.